UCUAUCGCGUAGAAAGUCGGAUCACCUCUAAUGAUUUCCCCCUCACUAUCGAUCCUCUGUCCAAUCAACGAUCAGUAUGGGUACACUACGGUAUCUAUAAACAGCGAGUUGCUCCUGAAGUUAUUAUUAGAUUGGAAACUAUGAAACGGGCGUUUUUUGUUUAGUCUGUAUUUAGCUGCGACUGAGAGAGAUACAUUGUAACGUGCACUCGAUAUUAUAAUUUAUAAAGCUUAAAGAUGGAAACAAAACGCGAUUUACAUCUACUCUUCUUGUACGAGUUUAAAUUAAAUCAUACUGCAGCUCAAGCUUCAAGAAAUAUUAAUCAGGCAUUCGGUGAUGGAUCCACCAAUGAAAAAAAUGCUCGAUAUUGGUUCCAAAAAUUUCGUUCUGGCAAUUUGAGUAUCGUCAAUGAGCCUCGAGGAAGACCACCGGCCCGUAUUGAUAACGAGGAAUUAAGGACGACUAUGGAAUCCGAUCCACACACAACUAGUCGAACACUUGGGUCUAAACUAGGAACUAGUCAUACAGCUGUGUUAAAGCAUUUGCGUGCAAUAAAUAAAGUCAAAAAAUAGUUCUUCAGCUAUACGUUGAGUAAGUUAUAUAUUGUUCAUUUUAAGAAUGGCUCGUACUAAGCAAACUGCACGAAAGUUAACUGGAGGAAAGGCUCCUAGGAAGCAAUUGGCUACCAAGGCAGCUCGAAAGAGUGUACCUGCAACUAGUGGAGUAAAGAAACCUCAUCGUUAUAGGCCUGACAACGUGGCUCUUUGUGAAAUUCGUCGUUAUCAAAAGAGCACUGAAUUACUUAUUAGAAAGUUACCAUUCCAACGUCUCGUACGUGAAAUUGCUCAAGAUUUCAAAACCGAUUUACGUUUCCAAAGUUCAAGUGUAAUGGCUUUUCAAGAAGCUAGUGAAGCAUACUUGGUUGGGUUAUUCGAAGAUACUAAUCUUUGUGCUAUUCACGCAAAACGUAUUACUAUCAUGCCUAAAGAUAUUCAAUUGGCACGACGAAUUAGAGGAGAAAGAGCUUAAUUUGAUCAGGUUUCAAAUAACAAAAAAUGGUCCUUAUCAGGGCCAGCAUUUCCUUUAUGAUAGGCUUAUUCUCAUUCACAAAUAAAAAUAUAUAUUUAUCAAUAAAUAUUCCCAUUACAACGUAUAUUUUUUCUUAAUAAAAUUUAGGAAAUAAGUUUAAAAAGUUGAAUAUAAUUAUACUGAAUUUUUUUGCAAAUGUAUUUUCAUAUAUCCAUGUGGUAUGACAAUAGAACACUAAGUGAGAAUGAUAAUAAAAAUGGCAG
Vespa velutina is the source of this 1292-nucleotide messenger RNA. Its product is annotated as histone H3-like. The coding region runs from base 619 to 1029 and encodes 136 amino acids. Gene Ontology annotation, cellular component: nucleosome. Gene Ontology annotation, molecular function: structural constituent of chromatin; protein heterodimerization activity; DNA binding. The transcript is spliced from 2 exons. Lineage: Eukaryota; Metazoa; Arthropoda; Insecta; Hymenoptera; Vespidae. The record is from RefSeq and is a predicted model, not a curated record.